AUAAAAAGGGAUGGAUUUCUUAUAAUUAUCAGUGUGAUUGUAGCUUCGAAGAGCUGUAAUAUGUUUAUUACGGUUAUUACCCUGGCUGGGUUGCUAGCUAAUUCUCAGGUACAUGGCUUGAACACCUACAAUGUCGGUGGCUUCUAUGGGCAGGGUGGCGGAUAUACCUCCUAUGGGAAGCUAGGAGGUUAUGGUACUCUGGGUAACAUAGAUUAUUCACCUUACGGAACACUAGGAGGCUAUGGAACUUAUGGAAAUAAAAGAGUCUAUGGAAUGCUUGAAGGCUAUAACCCUCAUGGAAACAAUGCAGGAAGCUAUGGAACCAAGAAAGACUCUGGAACUUACGGACAAGGGAGUUAUGGAUUCCGCGGAAGCCAUGUAGGUUAUGGAUCUUAUAGAAACAAAGAAGGCUAUGGAUUUAACAGUUAUGGUAACUCUGCUUAUAAACCUAAAUACAGUGAAGAGAGAUGUUGACUCCGAAAACCCGAAGUACAAGAAACCUUCAUACAAUACUAAAGAUGCUGAUUACCCAACUACAGAUUAUAGAACACCUGUUUACCCAACUCCAGACUACAAACCACCUGUUUACCCAACUCCAGAUUACAAACCACCUGUUUACCCAACUCCAGAUUACAAACCACCUGUUUACCCGACUCCAGAUUACAAAUCACCUGUUUACCCAACUCCAGACUACACACCACCUGUUUACCCAACUCCAGACUACAAACCACCUGUUUACCCAACUACAGAUUACAGAACACCUGUUUACCCAACUCCAGACUACAAACCACCUGUUUACCCAACUCCAGACUACAAACCACCUGAUUACCCAACUACAGAUUACAGAACACCUGUUUACCCAACUCCAGACUACAAACCACCUGUUUACCCAACUCCAGACUACAAACCACCUGUUUACCCAACUCCAGACUACAAACCACCUGUUUACCCAACUCCUGACUACAAACCACCUGUUUACCCAAAUCCAGAUUACAAACCACCUGUUUACCCAACUCCAGACUACAAACCACCUGUUUACCCGACUCGAGAUUACAAAUCACCUGUUUACCCAACUCAAGAUUACAAACAACCUGUUUACCCGACUCCAGAUUACAAAUCACCUGUUUACCCAACUCCAGAUUACAAACAAUCUGUUUACACAACUCCAGAUUACAAAUCACCUGUUUACCCAACUCCAGAUUACAAACCACCUGUUUACCCAACUCCAGAUUACAAACCACCUGUUUACCCAACUCCAGAUUACAAACUACCUGUUUACCCAAGUCCAGUUUACAAAACACCUGAAUACCCAACUCUAGAUUACCAAACACCAGAUUACCAAACGCCUGAUUACACUAGUCUCUACCCUGCGGAUUACCCAACUAGUCCCUACCUUCCAGAUUACCCAACUAAUCUCUAUCCUGUGGAUUACCCAACUAGUCCCUACCUUCCAGAUUACCCAACUAGUCCCAAUCCAGCGGAUUACCAAACUAGUCCCUAUCCUGUGCAUUACCCAACUAGUACCUACCCUGCGGAUUACCCAACUAGUCCCUACCCUGCGGAUUACCAAAAUAGUCUCUAUCCUGCGGAUUACCCAACUAGUCUCUACCCGGCGGAUUACCAAACUAGUCCCUAUCCUGCGGAUUACCCAACUAAUCCCUACCCUGCGGAUUACCUAACUAGUCCCUACCAUGCGGAUUACCAAACUAGUCUCUAUCCUGCGGAUUACCCAACUAGUCCCUAUCCUACGGAUUACCCAACUAGUCCCUACCCUGCGGAUUACCAAACUAGUCUCUACCCUGCGGAUUACCAAACUAGUCCCUAUCCUGCGGAUUACCCAACCAGUCCCUAUCCUGCGGAUUACCCAACCAGUCCCUAUCCUGCGGAUUACCCAAAUAGUCUCUAUCCUGCGGAUUACCAAACUAGUCCCUACCCGGAGGAUUACCCAACCAGUCACUUUCCUGGGUAUAUAAUCGAGGACUACCCGGGGGCAAAGUAUCCUGGUUAUAAAGUCAGUUAUUAAUCUUAACUCUAAUCAUUGAUUAUUUUUAUGUAUUAUGAAUAAAUUUUAUCAUGUUUUAA
Molecule: messenger RNA, 2082 nt
Organism: Eurytemora carolleeae
Lineage: Eukaryota; Metazoa; Arthropoda; Copepoda; Calanoida; Temoridae
Product: adhesive plaque matrix protein
Exons: 4
Coding region: 386-2023 (545 amino acids)
Source: RefSeq, a predicted model, not a curated record